AAGAAAAAAAAAAAAAAAAAACGCACAAACUCAAUUUUGAUUUGAAGGCCUCCGGUAUUCUUCCAAAACAGCGGCCAGAUUCUGAAUUCCACCCACUUUCUCUCUCUGGAGGUCAGUCGUUCCAACAAUCGUGACUGCUUAUAUUAUAUAUAUAAUAAUCAAAUGGGGAUUCCAAUGGAUUUACGAGACGCAUGGGUAAACCAUAGGAACAAAUCCUCCAAUUUCAUGAUUCCUUCACCGGAAGAAGAUCUCAAGUUUCUCAGAUCGCAAAUGUGUACUCAAGAAGGGGUUCGUGCUGGAAUGAAGUCAGCUUCCAUUGCUUGUGUUGCCAGUGCUGUCCCUACGUUGAUUGCUGUUCGGACAAUUCCUUGGGCAAAGGCAAAUCUGAAUUAUACUGCUCAGGCACUCAUCAUAUCUGCUGCUUCGAUUGCUGCAUACUUCAUCACUGCUGACAAAACUAUCUUGGAGUGUGCAAGGCGAAACACACGCACCCUUUAUGAUAAGCCGUCUUAAGAAACUGUAUGUUUUUAUCAUGUUUCGCAUAGCAGCUAAAUGCAUUCGGAAAAUGUUGAUAUGCAUUAACCUAUAAUGGUUCUGCGUUGAUAUGGUUUGCUUAAGUUGUUACUGUGGGAUCAGCUUUUUGCACUUGUAUGUUUCAAAGUGUGAAACAAGUCUUGAAUAAGAAUUUUCUUGUUCCUUCUUCA
Helianthus annuus (common sunflower) is the source of this 704-nucleotide messenger RNA. RefSeq names its product early nodulin-93. The record is from RefSeq and is a predicted model, not a curated record. The transcript has 5 exons. The coding region runs from base 163 to 513 and encodes 116 amino acids. Lineage: Eukaryota; Viridiplantae; Streptophyta; Magnoliopsida; Asterales; Asteraceae.